Messenger RNA from Tripterygium wilfordii, 2858 nucleotides. Its product is annotated as hornerin-like. The record is from RefSeq and is a predicted model, not a curated record. The transcript is spliced from 3 exons. The coding region runs from base 513 to 2513 and encodes 666 amino acids. Lineage: Eukaryota; Viridiplantae; Streptophyta; Magnoliopsida; Celastrales; Celastraceae.
UGAUUUGGCGCGUGUAUUUACUUUCUCUGCCUCGAUUUUUACCUUCGUCUUUCUACGAGCCACCGCUCUGUGUCCCUCAUAUGUCUCCGCCUUCUUGUCUCGUCUCACGCCGCAUGCGCUCCAAGCCCUAAAACCUUACCUUCCGAUCCGUAGGAAUCUCUUCUGUUAUUCAGUCAAGCGAAGCUGAGAUAUCUAGGCCUUGCAUCUGCUGAUCCCUUUGUUCUUUGAUUCAAUAGUUGUAAGAGAGGAUGUUCAACUAUCAUCGUGUUGUGAGCGGGGCUCUUUUGUAAUUUGUUCUGUUCUGUACAACUGAUCAGCUGAGGCUGGGAAUUAAAUUAUAAUCUUCGUAAUGGAUCGGUGUGAUACUUCAGGGUUUGUGAGUGGGGGGGUGCUGUGUGCACUCCUAAAUCCAUCUAGCCCUAAUCUUGUAGCUGAUUCUUUCACCUGGAAGUCAGAUGGCUGUUCAAUUAUAGUUGAGUUUUAGGUUUGGAUAUCACACAUUUGCUUGCUUCAUGGACCCCAGGUUCCCAAAUUUUGGUUUUGCUGCUAAUUAUUCUUCCAAUGCAUUUAAGGCAUUGGGCUCUUCAAUUCAAACUGGAAGAGCUGAGGCUGAGUACUGCACAGAUACAAUGUUACGUCUUGAUUCCACUGGUCCUUCAAUCCCAAACAUUACAGGUUCAAAGGGCGUCAAACGUAAGUGGGGUUUGAUCAGUGGAUCCAUCAAUCAGCAAGCAGGCUCUUCAUUGUCUCUAGGGCUGGGCCUCUCAUCAAGUUCCUCUGACAGCAAGGGGAGUUCAGCAACUGCUUGCACUACGAUGUCUUCAGCCAAAGAAACUGAUGAUGAGUCCUCCAUGGAUCUUGAAUUGAAUUUCACGCUCCAUCUUGGCAGUGAAAAGAUGUCCAGCCCAAAGAAAUCUGCUAAUGCACAUUUGAAAGGGUGGGAACUAGAACACAAGGUUGACCUGGGGUUAAGUCUCUCAUCAGGUCCCUCCGAAUCAGAUAUCACUAGCAUUCAUAUGAACUCAUCUCUUUUUGGCAUGGAGAUUCCACUGACUGUUGGUGCAUCUCCAACUGCUGAUGAAGGAGCAACAUCAUCUCGUUGGAAAACAGGGACUGGUUUGAUGCCUAUGCAGACUUCAAAGCUCAAAGAGGUAAGUUUCUUCUUUGAUCAGGUUCCAGGAAAUAGUGAUCGAACUUACAUUGUUCCAGACCAAUCGUCAAGUGUUAUAACAACACCAACAAGUUCGGUCACCUGCACUUCUGGUACACCAAAGCAGCAACAUCGCAGCUCUAGUUCGAAGACAUGCCAGGUUGAGGGAUGCGGAAAGGGAGCCAGAGGUGCUUCUGGCCGGUGUAUUUCUCAUGGUGGUGGUCGUAGGUGUCAGAAGACUGGCUGCCAUAAGGGAGCUGAGGGUCGGACUGUAUACUGCAAGGCUCAUGGGGGUGGCCGACGUUGUGAAUUUCUUGGGUGCACUAAGAGCGCAGAGGGCCAUACAGAUUUCUGUAUUGCACAUGGUGGUGGGCGGAGAUGCAGUCGUGAGGGAUGCACCCGAGCUGCCAGAGGGAAAUCAGGAUUGUGCAUCCGGCAUGGUGGAGGCAAGAGAUGCCAGAAAGAAAAUUGCACAAACAGUGCUGAAGGCUUAUCUGGUCUAUGCAUUUCACAUGGUGGUGGUCGUCGAUGUCAAGCAUUGGGAUGCACGAAAGGGGCACAAGGGAGUACGAUGUUCUGCAAGGCACAUGGUGGUGGCAAACGGUGCACAUUUUCAGGGUGCACUAAAGGUGCUGAAGGGAGCACUCUUUUUUGUAAGGGCCAUGGAGGAGGGAAAAGAUGUGUGUUUCAGGGUGGUGGGGUUUGUACAAAGAGUGUGCAUGGGGGGACCAACUUUUGUGUUGCACAUGGCGGUGGUAAGAGGUGUGCUGUUCUUGAGUGCACAAAAAGUGCAAGAGGACGGACUGACUAUUGCGUCCGUCAUGGUGGUGGCAAGAGGUGCAAGUUUGAAGGAUGUGGUAAGAGUGCACAAGGUAGCACAGAAUUUUGCAAGGCACAUGGUGGAGGGAAGAGAUGCUCUUGGGGCCAUCCUGGUUCAGAAUAUGGCAACCAACCUACUGGUCCAUGUAACUCAUUUUCGAGGGGCAAAACAGGUCUUUGUGCACUUCACAGUGGACAAGUGCAGGAUAAAAGGGUUCACGGCGGUGUCACUUUGGAGCCUAUGGUUGUGGACCCUAAACUAAGCAAGUCUGAGAGUAUAAAAGAGGUCAUUGAUGUCGAAGACAUGAAUGUUGAUGUUGUAAAAAUGGGGAAUUCUGUAGGAAACUUGGCAGUUAGAUCAUAUUCUGAUUUGAAGCAACAGGAAUCGCCGAAUGCCCAUAUAAUUGAUGGGAAAGGAGGCCUCUCAGCAGUGCCAGAUUUUGUUCCAGAAGGUAGGGUCCAUGGGGGAAGUUUGUUGGCAAUGCUUACAGGCAGUUCUGGUCCUGGCUCAAGCAGGCAGCAGCUCCAACGGUUUGACUGGUGAACCAUCGGAGUCUAGUCAAUCUUGCACGAUGCCCCAAAGCUGGAUGUGAGAUUUUUUCUUGUUUGAUGUUGUUGUCUUUGCAGAGUUCUCUGCUCAUUUGUGUCCUUCGCUUUAGUGUGUUCAGGCGUUGAGUUAUUAGUUCUCAUUCCUUUUUGCACAGGUCAUGGGACAGUGAUUAAUUUGGGUCAGGUCGUUUUGUUCUUUCUUGUAAAUAUCUAUAUAAUGUCAGUAUGUCAUUGUGGUAACAGCCUACUAAGUACUAACAGGUUAUAGCACCUGUAAGGUCAGUUUGUGGAACACUGGUUAUAAUAAAAGGCAUUUGGGAACGUAGGUGUACUUAAUAUU